AUGGCAGCCGACCAACAAAUCACCCUAGCAGACAAGCUCGGAGCACUCCCAGUUGGCAGCCGGCUGCUCCUAGCCAGCACAACCCGACUGCUCUCCCGCCCCUUCUCCUCCGGCCCCCGCGCCAACACGCUCUUCAAAGACGUCAUCUUCGCCGGCUUGCGGAAACAGCUCAGCACCAUCACCACCGGCACCGCGCAAUUCCUAGGCGGCACCACCGAAGCGGCCUACCUGGACUUCGCCAAGAAGCGCGGCUUCCAACCCGACACCGACGUGCUGGGCGACAACGGGCCGCGCCUCUUCUGGUUGGGCAGCAAGUCCGCGGAGAAGGUCGUGCUGUACUGCCAUGGAGGCGGGUAUGCCAUGGCGGGGCACGCGGGGCACUUCGAGUGGUUGGUGGGCUUGCAGGAGCACCUGUCCAAGACGAAGAGCACGAGUGCGGUGGUGAUUGGGUAUACGUUGUCGCCGUAUGGAAAGUAUCCCACGCAGCUCAGACAGGCGGCCGAGGCUUUGCAACAUCUUCUCAAUCAGCAGAAGAAGCCGGGUGAUAUCAUCCUCGCCGGCGACUCGGCAGGCGGAAACAUGAUUUCCUCGUUGUUCUCGCACCUGCUUCACCCGCACCCGGAAGUCGAGCCGAAAAUCACUCUCAAUGAACCCUUACUCGCCGCCGUCUUCAUCUCCCCGUGGACGAGUUGGCGCACAGACGACGAUAGUGUGAAGCGCAACGCCACCAGCGACCUGGUGACGCCUGAAGCGGCCGUACGCUGGCGGACACUAUUUCUAGGCUCCGCUUCAUACGACAACUACAACGAGCCCGUGCGCGGAGACGCAGAGUGGUUCAAAGGGCUGGACAACGUCGUCAAGGACAUUCUCGUUUGGGGAGGCAGCGCCGAGAUCCUCAUCGACAGCAUCGAGGCCUUCGCCAAGAAGCUGCAAGCCAGCCAUCCCCGAACAGAACUCGUGGUCGAGGAGGGAGCGGCUCACGAAGACUUCAUCAUCAGCCUCUUCCUCGGCUACAAGAAGAAGGCGGCAGGCACGAAGGCGAUUGAGGAUUUCCUUGCCCCCAAGUUGUAG
Neohortaea acidophila is the source of this 1071-nucleotide messenger RNA. Its product is annotated as Alpha/Beta hydrolase protein. The coding region runs from base 1 to 1071 and encodes 356 amino acids. Lineage: Eukaryota; Fungi; Ascomycota; Dothideomycetes; Mycosphaerellales; Teratosphaeriaceae. The transcript has 3 exons. Gene Ontology annotation, molecular function: hydrolase activity. The record is from RefSeq and is a predicted model, not a curated record.